Messenger RNA from Amphimedon queenslandica, 575 nucleotides. RefSeq names its product B-cell CLL/lymphoma 7 protein family member A-like. The transcript has 7 exons. The coding region runs from base 51 to 506 and encodes 151 amino acids. NCBI's taxonomy places the organism in Eukaryota, Metazoa, Porifera, Demospongiae, Haplosclerida, Niphatidae. The record is from RefSeq and is a predicted model, not a curated record.
UUAUGGGCGUGGUCUGAAAUAAAAUGGUGGCUCACAAGUGGCUUUGAAAGAUGAGUACAAUGAGCGCCAGUAGGAACAGUUUUCGUCUAGAGACGAGAUCCAGAGCGAGAGACGACAUUAAAAGAGUCAUUCAAACCAUAGACAAAGUUAGAAAAUGGGAGAAGAAAUGGGUUGAUCUAGGACUGUCAAAUUCAAUCAAAAUAUAUAAAUGGGUUCCUGUUAGAGAAGAAAUGAAAGAAGAAGACGAGAUUAACAAAGAAAAUGAACCAAUGGAUCUCACAGUUACUGUCACUCAACCUCCUCCUCCUCUCCCUCCUCCUUCCGUUGACAUCCUCUCAUCGUCUGGUGAAAUGACACUAACCGCUAAUCUUCCUCAGAAUAUAAUGGAAGAUGAAGACACUACAAUCACACAGAGAACAAUGGACACACACCAGCCAGAAGGAGUACAGCAGCUGGAGGAAGCUGAAAAGGACGGGAAAGACUCAAAAGAAAACCAUACUUCUUAGACUCCCUCAUUAAUUAUUCAUUACAUUUUAUUUAAUUUUAUUAAUUAAAUUAAACCUAUGAAUAUUAAA